AGCUGGGCUGGAUGCCUAUUGAUUGGAAAACAACGGGCUGUGUGAGGACAGAUAAGGGAGGCUGUGGGCUAACGGGGAAGGGAAGGGAUACAGACCAAAGCUCAGGCCACGCUGCCAUCUUUCUCCCCCUGAUAUUUUCAUUCUUUCACCCUGGAAUGAAUGUAACUGGCUCUGCUCGACAGUGGGUUUCACAGCAGAAGGAGGCACAGAUUUUCCUUGUCUGAGGAGGUGCUGCCUACACAAGCCAUAACAGCAGCGGCUCAUCUAUUCCAGGCCCCAGUGAUUUAACCCGACCGGGGACAGAAAUGGAAGCCCCCCUCGUGUGUUUGGACGAGGAGUUCGAAGACCUCCGGCCCUGUCGGAUGGACGAGCUGGACCAUGAAGCCCUCAACCACUCCACCUACUCCUCCACAAACACCACCACCAUCGUCCCCCUGGCCCCCAUCACCCGUGAAGACUUCUCUGAGCUGGAAAACUUCUCAGAGAUGAUGAGCUUCAAGUCCAUGGAGGAUCUGGUCAACGAGUUUGACGAGAAGCUAAACGUCUGUUUUCAUAAUUACAACACCAAGACCGAAGGCCUGGCACCGAUACGCAACCAAUCACACAACCAGGAGGAUGAGGAGAGGCUGCAGGAUGAAGAUGUGUGGGAUGCUCUAACAGACAACUACAUCUCCACUUGGGACGGUCCUGACUCGGAGGGACUCAACGGAAACCUCUCUGACCAGGAGAUCCACGAAAAAGAGGAAGAGGAGAUGAACGAGAAGAACGACAACGCCAACUGUCUGAAUGACGAGCCUCUCAUCACAGCUGAUCAGGUUAUUGAGGAAAUAGUAGAGAUGAUGGAGAACUCUCCAGAUCCAGGUGAAACAGAAGAGGAAGAUGAGGAGGAGAGUAGCCACUGCUCCUCCAGGACCAACCCUUCACUCCUGGAGGAGAUCCGGCAGUUGUCGCAGGCCUCCAACAACAACUGCUCCUAUGAAGGCCUGAGUCUGAUGCCCAGCUCUGCCCUGGUGGAGCUGCUGCACCGGGUGGAGGCCGCCAUUCGUGAGUACUCAGAGGAGCUGGUCAGCCAACUGGCCCGGCGCGACGAGCUGGAGUUUGAGAAGGAGGUGAAGAACACAUUCAUCACGGCUUUGAUGGAGGUGCAGAACAGGCAGAAGGAGCAGCGGGACAGCAGCAAACGCCGGCGCCGGGACAAGGCCUUGAGUCUGCAGGGAGGGACGACAUCCGUGACCGGGGGGAACACCGGGUCCAUGGGCCGCACGGAGAAAACCGGAACCAUGCCCGUCAAGCGCUUCAGCAUGGAGGGACUGUCCAACAUCCUGCAGACGGGCAUCAGACAGACAUUUGGAAGCACAGGGAAUGAAAAACAAUAUUUAAACACAGUCAUUCCAUAUGAGAAGAAAGGCACCCCUCCAACUGUCGAUGACCUGCAGAUGCUCACAAAAAUUCUUUAUGCCAUCAAGGAGGACAGUGACAAGGUGCCUACACUGCUAACUGACUACAUAUUAAAAGUCUUGUGUCCUACCUAAAGCUCCGCCAGGCCAGGGGCCGCAGCGUGACGAAGACUUCUCCCCCUGAGGGCUUUUCCACCACCCCACCCCCCCUCGCCUCUGGCCCGAGCUGCAUGACCUCCCCCCCUUUUACCAUUAUCAACCAUGGAUCCUCACCAUCGACAUUAUUGUAUUCACCUCAACUAUGACGACUGCCUUUCGCUGAGCUCACCUUCUCCUCCUCCUGCACAUUAAAGCUCAGGCCUGACCCAACAUGGCCGCCACCCCAAUACUUCAACGAGCGGGAAGGCCAGUCCGGCUUGUUCAGGACUUCACUAAUGGAGCAUGACAUGCUAUUAAUGAUCACAACACCACUCUGGUACAGGGAUUAAUGUUAACUCUGGUUUCUGUAGUUUUCAUUAUUUUACUUUUUCUUUUCUGACAGAAUUUUGAUGUUGCCAAGUUUAAAAUAACCUGUCUAUGGAUUCUGUCCUUUUCAUUGAUCCACACUGUUAACCAAACACCAUCCUGCAUUCACAUCUGAUUAUCUCCCCGUAUGUUUCAGAUGGAAAAAAAAAUCAUCAUUUGAAUACAAAAGCCAUGCACCUUUGUCUGCCAACUUAGUACUGUAGCUCCAUGUGAAUGACAAGAAAACUAUUACGGGUGCAGUGUGUGCAUUGAAAAGCUAGUAUUGUUUUGUUUCAGUAUCGGAAUAUCCAGUGCUCUUCUGAUAUUUUUUGUAAUUUCUUUUUCAUUUGUAUCUAAAUCUUUGAUAUAAAUUCUCUUGUUGAUUUUCUAUUUUUAUUUACCGUAUCUUUGGAGCGUCAGACUGCUGUGCAUUCCACCCUGUUCAGCCAUGUGAAGGUGUGUCACCAACUUUUCCUUAGAUUUCAUCCCCUGUUGAGAUGAGCUCAUUUGACUUAAGGCGUGCAUAUUUGCAUAUUAGCAUAUUUAUGACUUCCUUUGUGCCAUGUAGGUGAAUGUUACAUCGCUAAUUGCAAAUUCUAAUAAACAUUCAACCCUAA
Molecule: messenger RNA, 2518 nt
Organism: Sphaeramia orbicularis (orbiculate cardinalfish)
Lineage: Eukaryota; Metazoa; Chordata; Actinopteri; Kurtiformes; Apogonidae
Gene: fez1
Product: fasciculation and elongation protein zeta 1 (zygin I)
Exons: 10
Coding region: 306-1532 (408 amino acids)
Cellular component (GO): axon; cytoplasm
Source: RefSeq, a predicted model, not a curated record